UUCAAAAACUAUUCUCAAAAUUUUGAGCAGCCAGUUUUCUCCUCCACAGAUUUCUAUCUUCUUCUAGAUCGAAAUCACUUGUUUCUGAUCCUAUCGUCUCCAUUUCAUCAAUUCCUUCAGCUCUCUCCAUUCCACGAGCGAGCUUUCUUGGGAAGAUAAUUGAAGCGAUGGCGGAAAAUGUCUGUCUCGAGGAGUACCUUGCUACUGCAGUAGAUGCUGCCAAGAGAGCUGGAGAGAUAAUUCGCAAGGGGUUCUAUCAGACAAAGCAUGUAGAACACAAAGGCCAGGUUGAUUUGGUCACUGAAACUGACAAGGCUUGUGAAGAUCUCAUUUUUAAUCAUCUCAAGGAGCAUUAUCCCUCACAUAAGUUUAUUGGGGAAGAAACAACUGCUGCUUGUGGGCAUACCGAGUUAACCGAUGAACCAACGUGGAUCGUUGAUCCUCUUGAUGGAACAACAAACUUUGUUCAUGGGUUCCCUUUUGUGUGUGUUUCUAUUGGUCUGACCAUUGGAAAGGUUCCCACAGUUGGAGUUGUCUACAAUCCUAUUAUUGAAGAGCUUUUUACUGGAAUUCGUGGAAAAGGCGCCUCUCUUAACGGUAGGCCUAUAAAAGUAUCCUCUCAAGACGAAUUGUUGAAGUCUCUUCUUGCAACUGAGGUUGGAACCAAACGUGACAAGUUGACUGUAGAUGCUACCACAGACCGAAUUAAUCGUCUUCUUUUGAAGGUGAGAUCAGUCCGAAUGAGUGGUUCUUGUGCACUGAACCUCUGUGGAGUAGCCUGUGGAAGGAUUGAUUUAUUUUUUGAAACUGGUUUUGGAGGUCCUUGGGAUGUCGCGGGCGGUGCUGUUAUUGUCACAGAAGCUGGCGGGCUCGUGUUUGAUCCCUCUGGCAAGGAUUUUGACGUAACAUCUCAAAGGGUAGCAGCUUCCAACCCUCUUCUAAAGGAUGCAUUUGUGGAGACUUUGGAGCUUUAAGUGCGUAAUGAUCUUCAACUUUCUAUAUCUUGCAACAGUUUUGUUCUUUCUUUGAUCUUCAAAUAGCAAUAGGGUGGAUGUUGAUGUUGAUUCAUUGUAAUCUUGAUUAUCCAAUUAUGAAAAAAACUAUACGACGCACCUUGCAUCGUAUAAUUUUAAAAU
Molecule: messenger RNA, 1136 nt
Organism: Cucurbita maxima (winter squash)
Lineage: Eukaryota; Viridiplantae; Streptophyta; Magnoliopsida; Cucurbitales; Cucurbitaceae
Product: inositol monophosphatase 3-like
Exons: 12
Coding region: 168-974 (268 amino acids)
Biological process (GO): inositol metabolic process; phosphatidylinositol phosphate biosynthetic process; signal transduction
Molecular function (GO): inositol monophosphate 1-phosphatase activity
Source: RefSeq, a predicted model, not a curated record